Molecule: messenger RNA, 1128 nt
Organism: Salmo salar (Atlantic salmon)
Lineage: Eukaryota; Metazoa; Chordata; Actinopteri; Salmoniformes; Salmonidae
Source: RefSeq, a predicted model, not a curated record
CUCAAAGACUAUUCAUUUAUCUGUAUCAGACGUGAAUGACAACCCACCAGUGUUUGAAGAACAAUCCUACAUUUCCUAUGUGACUGAAAACAACAAGCCUGGCUCCUCUAUGUGUUCUGUUACUGCCAGAGACCCAGACUGGAGACAGAACGGUACGGUGGUCUAUUCUCUAUUGCCCAGUGAUGUCAACGGUGUUCCGGUGUCCUCAUUUCUAUCCAUUAACGGAGACACGGGGGUGAUCCAUGCUGUGAGAACAUUUGAUUAUGAGCAGUUUAGGAGCUUCAAAGUCCACGUUGUAGCCAGAGACAAUGGUUCUCCUCCACUCAGCAGUAACGUGACAGUGAGAGUCUUCAUAACAGAUGAGAAUGAUAACUCUCCCCAGAUAUUAUACCCUGCGCCAGCAGGGAACUCCUUGAUGACUGAGAUGGUCCCCAAAGCUGCUCUGGCGGGGUCCCUGGUUUCCAAGGUGAUAGCUGUGGAUGCUGACUCUGGACAGAACGCGUGGCUUUCCUAUCAGAUCGUGAAAUCGACUGAUCCGGGACUUUUCACUAUUGGUCUCCAAGGUGGAGAGAUCAGGGCACAGCGGGACAUUUCUGAAUCUGACAGUAUGAAGCAGAACCUUGUUAUAUCAGUGAAAGAUAACGGACAGCCCUCUCUCUCUGCAACCUGUGAUGUAUAUUUACUCAUAUCAGACAACUUGGCUGAAGUUCCAGAACUGAAAGACAUGGCUUAUGAGGAUAGUUCCAAACUUACUUCCUAUUUGAUCAUCGCACUGGUCUCUGUCUCCACCUUUUUCCUGACUUUCAUUAUUCUCAUCCUGGCCGUGAGGUUCUGCCGCAGUAGAAAGCCUAGAAUGUUGUUUGAUGGAGCAGUCGCCAUUCCCAGCGCGUAUUUCCCUCCCAACUAUGCAGAGGUGGAUGGAGCUGGAACUCUGCGCAGUUCUUACAAUUAUGACGCAUACCUGACAACGGGCUCACGCACCAGUGACUUCAAGUUUGCCAGAUCUUACAAUGACAGCACGCUGCCUGCUGAUCAGACACUAACAAGAUGUCCAGAUACAUUACUAGAAGGAAGUUCCAUCACCCUCAACACUGCAGGGGAGUCUAUUGAGGUAAGACAGAACUAAGA